Triticum urartu is the source of this 2422-nucleotide messenger RNA. It is a transcript of the gene OEP80, whose product is annotated as outer envelope protein of 80 kDa. Gene Ontology annotation, cellular component: outer membrane. The record is from RefSeq and is a predicted model, not a curated record. Gene Ontology annotation, biological process: embryo development ending in seed dormancy; chloroplast organization. Lineage: Eukaryota; Viridiplantae; Streptophyta; Magnoliopsida; Poales; Poaceae.
CAGCAAGCCGUCCACUCCGGAGCACAGCUCGCCAGUCGCCGCCACUACGCCUCCGUCCCCCGAUCAGCCAUGGCGGGUGAAACCCUCGCGGCCUCCCCCGCCUCGUCACCAAAACCCUAAACCCUAUCCCACCGCCGAACCCCGCCACCGUAGUCUACACGUCCGGCGCGGCGGCCAUGGGGCCUCGUCGAGACGGCGUCCGCUUCAUCUCCUCCGGCGUCAAGCUCCCGCGCGCCUCCCCGGCCCCGGCGCAUGCCCUGCUCUCCGCCGCGCUACCCCCGUUCGCGCACAUCGGCCGGGCCAUCGACGCCGCGGCCCGCCGCGUCGCCGCUUCGUUCCCCCGCGUCCCAGCCGCGCGGGCCGAGACGCCGGCCGCGCCGUUGCCGCGGAGGCACGGGAAGGACAGCGGCGGGGCCGGGGGCGAGGAGCGGGUUCUAAUCAGCGAGGUGGCGGUGCGCGGAAAGGACGGGGAGCCCCUGGAGAGGCCCGAGCUGGAGGAGGCGGCCGCCGGGGCCCUGCGAGCGUGCCGCCCCAACGCGGCGCUUACGGUGAGGGAGGUGCAGGAGGAUGUGCACCGCGUGGUGGAGAGCGGCCUCUUCCGCUCCUGCAUGCCCGUUGCCGUCGACACCCGCGACGGCAUUCGCCUCGUCUUUGAGGUGGAGCCGAACCAGGACUUCCACGGGCUGGUCUGUGAGGGUGCCAACAUGCUGCCUUCCAAGUUCCUAGAUGACUCAUUUCGUGACCACCAUGGUAAAAUAAUCAACAUAAGACAUUUAGAUCAAGUGAUUAAGUCCAUUAAUGGAUGGUAUCAGGAGCGCGGUCUUACUGGCAUGGUUUCGUAUGCUGAGAUCCUUUCUGGAGGAAUUCUAAGGCUACAAGUUUCUGAAGCUGAGGUUAAUAAUAUCAAUAUUCGCUUUCUGGAUAGAAGAACUGGUGAACCAACUACUGGAAAAACAAAACCAGAAACCAUACUCCAGCAGCUUACCACCAAGAAGGGUCAGGCAUACAAUAGAGCACAAGUGAAAAGAGAUGUUGAAACAAUACUCACUAUGGGAAUUAUGGAGGAUGUCACAAUAAUUCCGCAGCCCGUGGGAGAUUCUAAUAAAGUGGAUCUUGUCAUGAAUCUUGUCGAACGCAAAUCUGGUGGUUUCUCUGCUGGUGGUGGCAUUUCGAGUGGGAUAACAAAUGGGCCUCUUUCUGGAUUGAUUGGCAGCUUUGCAUAUUCUCAGCGGAAUGUUUUUGGAAGGAACAAGAAGUUGAAUCUCUCACUAGAGAGGGGCCAAAUAGAUUCUAUAUUUCGUUUAAACUACACUGACCCUUGGAUUGACGGUGACAAUAAGAGGACCUCCAGAACUGUCAUGGUUCAGAACUCUAGGACCCCUGGAACACUUAUCCAUGGUGGGGAGCAUCCUGACCAUAGUCCUAUUACAAUUGGACGGGUAACUGCUGGCAUUGAAUAUAGUCGACCUUUCAGGCCUAAAUGGAGUGGUACUCUUGGAUUGAUAUUUCAGCAUGCUGGUGCUCGUGAUGACAAAGGCAACCCUAUGAUCAGAGAUUUCUAUAACAGCCAAUUAACUGCAAGCGGCAAUCCUUAUGAUGACACGUUACUUGCUAAGCUUGAAAGUGUCUACACAGACUCUGGAGAUCAUAGCUCUACAAUGUUUGUUUUCAACGUCGAGCAAGGUCUGCCCAUUCUUCCAGAGUGGCUUAGUUUCAACAGAGUGACAGCCCGUUUGAGACAGAGCUAUGAAAUUGGUCCUGCCCGACUUCUUCUAAGUGCUUCUGGAGGUCAUGUGGAGGGGAACUUUUCGCCUCAUGAAGCAUUUGCAAUUGGUGGGACAAACAGUGUAAGAGGAUAUGAAGAAGGUGCUGUUGGUUCUGGCCGCUCAUAUGCAGUUGGUAGUGGUGAAGUCUCUUGCCGCUUGUUUGGUCCCUUGGAAGGUGUUGUCUUUGGUGACUAUGGUAGUGAUCUUGGCUCUGGUCCAACGGUUCCUGGUGACCCAGCAGGGGCCCGUGGGAAGCCAGGAAGCGGCUACGGGUAUGGUGUUGGUAUCCGUGUGGACUCCCCACUGGGACCUUUGAGACUUGAAUACGCUUUCAAUGACAAACAAGCAAGACGAUUUCACUUUGGUGUUGGGCACAGAAAUUAAAUUAUCGAGGUGGCUGUUGUUUGAUCUCUGUCAGCCUUAAUCUGAUUUACUUGCACUGGUAGGGAUAGUGCCAUUGUCUUUGCGAUGUCGAUACAAGUUUCCGCAAAGCAAAUUUUGUGUAGCCCAGAUUGCCUGAACAUAUACAGUUCUUUGCUUCAAUCUUGUAAACUUUGCUGGAAGCCGCAACCAGAGAAAGCUCUCCAGCUGACAAACCGCGGCGUUUUGUUGAUAUGAAAUUUGAGCUAAGAAAUCAAAAUUGACGACCUGUGUAA